AUGGAUCAGCAAAGACGGCAAGGGAAAUCACCAUUCACUCCCGACAUCGCCGGAGCCCGAUUGCUGGACAACUGGAAAAACUUGGCUUUAGAAAAGUACGAUGGAACCGCCGACCCUGAAGAACACCUUGAUGCAUUCGUUACUCAAGUCGGGUUAUAUACCGAUGACGACGCUAUCAUGUGUAAUUUUGCCACAAGCCGACCUCAUCAGCUCACCUCGAUUGCCUUGGUCAACAUCCGCCAGGAAAAGAAGGAACCUCUAAGGACCUUCAUGGAGCAGUUCGGAAAGAUGACCUUGUCGAUCCGAGAUCUAGACCCAGCAGUGGCGAUGCACCACCUCACCAGGGCAUUGAGGCCAGGCCCCUUUGUAAACAGCCUAUGUAAAAAGCCGCCCCGAGAUCUGGACGACCUUAGGCAGAGAGCCACUAAGUACAUGCAGAUAGAAGAGUUGGCCAAGUUCAGAAAUCAGAACCGAUCUGACCUUUUCCUCGGAAAGAAAGAAGCUGAAAAGGAGCACCCUCCAAGGUCUCGUCCCCGAGACGCACCCGAUCGAGAAAGGACCAACAGGGGGCCCCGAUAUGCACAGUACACGCCGCUCAACGCCAACAGCACCAAGGUGUUGGAGCAGGCCUUGGCCACAAAAAUCCUCGCGGUGCCCCGCCGCGCUAUGACUCCACCCCACGUGGACAAGACCAAGACAUGUGAGUUUCACAGGAACCGGGGACACACCACGGAGGAAUGCACAGCUCUCCAAGAUCGCAUUGAAGAUCUUGUCAAGUCUGGCCACCUUCAAAACUUCACCCAACCCUCAAGCAAGAAGAAACACGACAGUUACCAUGAUAACAGGAGGGGGAACCGUGAAAGAGCACCUCCAAUGCUUAGAUCCCGGGAAUGA
Messenger RNA from Cajanus cajan (pigeon pea), 894 nucleotides. NCBI's taxonomy places the organism in Eukaryota, Viridiplantae, Streptophyta, Magnoliopsida, Fabales, Fabaceae. The record is from RefSeq and is a predicted model, not a curated record.